Molecule: messenger RNA, 2448 nt
Organism: Bufo bufo (common toad)
Lineage: Eukaryota; Metazoa; Chordata; Amphibia; Anura; Bufonidae
Gene: KLHL8
Product: kelch like family member 8
Exons: 10
Coding region: 208-2058 (616 amino acids)
Molecular function (GO): protein binding
Source: RefSeq, a predicted model, not a curated record
GCUAGCUGCCCUGGAGAGGAGACUACUCGCCUGUGCUCCGGGUGAGAUGGACGGACUCUGAGUGCCGCUGUGUCCUGUACGUGUGCUCCGGGCGGGUUACUGUUGACAUGGCAGUGUGCUAGGUCCUAGUUCACACUAUGGAGAUCCCGAUGGGACCAUGUUCAUUGAUAUGAAGUAUUUGUGGUUGCCGAGACUUUUUAACUUCUGAUGGCAUCCGAAUCUAUGCUCCCCGGCCAACCCAAGCAACCACAGACGAAGGGGAGAAGGAAGUUCCAUCAGGACAAGUCCUUCACAAGCGACAGUGAGGGUGAUGGAUCGUAUGUCUUUGAAGCUGAUGAAGCUUGGAAGGAGUUUCACAGCUCACUUCUCCAUUUCUAUGAAGUGGGGGAGCUGUGUGACAUCACACUUAAGGUUGGUUCUAAGCUGAUUCCAUGCCACAAACUUGUGUUGGCCUGUGUGAUACCAUAUUUCCGUGCCAUGUUCCUGUCUGAUAUGGCAGAGGCGAAGCAAACACUCAUUGAGAUACGUGACUUUGAUGGGGAUGCCAUUGAAGACUUGGUAAAGUUUGCAUAUUCAUCACGAGUCACCCUCACUGUUGAUAACGUUCAGCCCCUUCUGUACGCCGCCUGUAUUCUUCAAGUGGAACUGGUUGCCAAGGCUUGUUGUGAAUAUAUGAAGUUACAUUUUCACCCUUCAAACUGCCUGGCUGUCAGGGCUUUUGCCGAAAGCCACAAUCGUGUGGACUUGAUGGACAUGGCUGACCGCUAUGCUUGUGACCAUUUCCCUGAGGUGGUGGAGUGUGAGGAUUUUGUUAGUAUGUCCCCUCAGCACCUUUACAAACUGCUGUCUUCUGGAGAUCUGAACAUUGAGAGUGAGAAGCAGGUCUACAAUGCAGCUAUAAAGUGGCUCCGUGCUAAUCCGCAGCACCAUGAAGUAUGGCUCAAUGAGAUCCUGUCUCAGGUUCGCCUGCCUCUCUUGCCCGUUGAGUUCCUUAUGUCAGUUGUGGCCAAGGAAUAUGUCAUCAGACAGGACUUGAAAUGCAGAGAUCUGCUGGAUGAAGCAAAGAAUUAUCACCUGCAUUUAAGCAGCCGGGCUGUUCCUGAUUUUGAGUACUCUAUUCGCACGACCCCCAGGAAACAGACUGCUGGUGUUCUGUUUUGUGUGGGAGGACGUGGCGGUUCGGGUGACCCAUUUCGCAGCAUUGAAUGCUACUCGAUCAGCAAAAACGGCUGGUUCCUUGGGCCUGAAAUGAACAGUCGCAGAAGACACGUGGGUGUAAUCUCUGUGGGAGGCAAGGUGUAUGCUGUUGGUGGGCAUGAUGGAAACGAACAUUUGGGUAGCAUGGAAGUAUUUGACCCUUUAACAAAUAAGUGGAUGAUGAAGGCAUCAAUGAAUUCAAAAAGGAGAGGCAUUGCCCUGUCUUCACUUGGUGGCCCAAUCUAUGCCAUUGGAGGACUGGAUGACAACACUUGCUUCAAUGAUGUGGAAAGAUACGAUGUGGAAUCUGACCGGUGGACAGCUGUGGCACCAAUGAUUACCCCACGUGGAGGUGUUGGAUCUGUUGCUCUAGUGAAUCAUGUCUAUGCCGUGGGAGGAAAUGAUGGUGUUGCUUCCCUGUCAAGUGUGGAGCGGUAUGACCCACAUCUGGACAAAUGGAUAGAUGUGAAGGAGAUGGGCCAGCGAAGGGCUGGCAACGGAGUUAGUGAACUUCAUGGCUGCUUAUACGUUGUAGGUGGAUUUGAUGACAAUUCUCCACUGAGUUCAGUAGAAAGAUAUGACCCCCGAGCCAACAAGUGGGAAUAUGUUGCAGAGCUAACUACCCCAAGGGGUGGAGUGGGCAUAGCAACUUUAAUGGGCAAAAUAUAUGCGGUUGGAGGUCAUAAUGGAAAUGCUUAUUUGAAUACUGUGGAGUCCUAUGACCCAGUUAUCAACAGAUGGGAGCUUGUUGGGUCCGUGGCUCACUGUCGGGCUGGAGCAGGGGUUGCAGUCUGUGCUUGCUUGAGUAGCCAGAUCCGGGAUAUUGGCCAGGGCUCGAGCAACGUGGUAGACUGCAUGUAACCAACAGAACCGGAUUCUUCGCAAUUCCUAAGCAAACUACGUUUAGUAUCAUAUCCUAAUGUCUGACUUCUUUGCUAGGAACGUCGUCUGUAUAUAUCAGUGUUCAGGAAUUGCACUUGUAUUAUACUUCCUCCGAUGCUGUGUGUAAGCAAUGGGCAAUAAGUCUAACUUCCUGUAUGUACUUUUUACAAAACUGCAGACUUAACGGUUAUACUUUAAUUUAUUUGUUGAAAUGCCAAAUGUCUUUUACAUAGUGGCUUCACGAUUUAUGCUAUCUGUGUAUAUAGUAUGCACUGUUUGGACAUUUUUGUGUGUGUAUAUAAGUGUAUUUAUUGAAAUGUUGUGGAUUAACAUACAAGACACUAGUUUUCAAAAUUGACAUUAAAAAUG